This is a messenger RNA of Protopolystoma xenopodis, 603 nucleotides long. NCBI's taxonomy places the organism in Eukaryota, Metazoa, Platyhelminthes, Monogenea, Polystomatidea, Polystomatidae. The record is from the annotation of a GenBank genome assembly.
AUGAUCUUAACUAUCACUACUCUCGGAGAAAAUCAAUUCGCCCAACAAGAAAACUCAAUUUUGGAACCUGAAACAUUAAUUUGCUUUACUACUGGCUCCAACUUGGCCAGCCAACCCUUUAUUGACCCGUCGCGACUGUCUGUCAGAUUUCGCACUGCCGACACUAUAGCUCACCUAUUUCAGCAGUGCCGACAGUGGUUCUCUGACCACAACGGAAAUCUGUCGGUCCCUCUUUCAAGAAUAUGGCCUAGCACCUCUUUUUCAACUCGGUUUUUUAAUGAAUCUGAGCAGGAGUCCGAGAAUGGAGAAACAGAUGAUAUAUCAGCAGCAUUGGAUCACAUUCCGAAUAAACGGUAUUCUUCAUUGGAACCCUCAGCCGAGCAGACAAUACAACCAGGCUUCGUUUCCACGACUAAAGAAUCGGUCACUAGACUGGUCAACACUCAGUCUACUCCGAGCUCUCUGCCAGUCAGACAGGACCGAGUCUAUCUACGCCACUUAGUCGAUCUGGUGGGGAUUUUGCCUGUUCGAACCUAUUCCGUUUACAUGGCUUGGCCAUUUAGCUUAUUCACAAACAUACGUAGUCGAGAGAAAGUAAAAUAG